This is a messenger RNA of Thelazia callipaeda (thelaziosis nematode), 912 nucleotides long. The record is from the annotation of a GenBank genome assembly. NCBI's taxonomy places the organism in Eukaryota, Metazoa, Nematoda, Chromadorea, Rhabditida, Thelaziidae.
AUGGAACUUAGGGUUGGUGGUCGUUUUCGGCUUGGUCGAAAAAUUGGGAGUGGUUCUUUUGGCGAUAUCUAUUUGGGUCAGAACAUUCUUACUCAAGAAGAGGUUGCAAUCAAAUUGGAAUGUGCCAAAACCAAACAUCCUCAGCUUCACAUCGAAGCAAAAUUAUACAAAUUAAUGAGUGGUGGAAUCGGCAUUCCUCAAAUAAAGUGGUGCGGCUUUGAAGGGGAAUACAAUGUUAUGGUGAUGGAGUUAUUAGGACCUUCCUUGGAAGAUUUAUUCAAUUUUUGUUCUCGCAAGUUCACUUUGAAAACUGUAUUACUUCUAGCGGAUCAAAUGUUAUCGCGUAUUGAAUAUAUUCAUUCAAGAGAUUUUAUUCAUCGUGAUAUCAAACCGGACAACUUUUUGAUGGGAUUGGGCAAAAAGGGGAAUUUAGUUUAUAUUAUUGAUUUUGGCCUUGCGAAAAAGUAUCGUUGUAGUCGGACGCAUGCUCAUAUUCCAUAUCGAGAAAAUAAAAAUUUAACUGGGACUGCAAGAUAUGCAUCCAUUAACACCCACCUUGGAAUAGAACAGAGCCGCAGAGAUGAUAUUGAGUCGCUAGGAUAUGUUCUUAUGUAUUUCAAUCGUGGUACCUUGCCUUGGCAGGGCUUGAAAGCUGCUACAAAACGGCAGAAAUACGACAAGAUAUCAGAAAAAAAGAUGAGCACACCUAUUGAAGAACUCUGUGUUGGGUAUCCAGGCAAAAUAUUUGGAUCAGGAAUUUCAGAGCCAUUUGCUGCCUACUUGAAAUAUUGUAAAUGCCUGAGUUUUGAAGAACAGCCGGAUUAUUCCCAUUUACGCCAACUUUUUCGGAAUCUGUUUCAUCGUCUUGGUUUCACCUACGACUAUGUUUUCGACUGGAAUUUGCUCAAGUAA